Knipowitschia caucasica is the source of this 5814-nucleotide messenger RNA. Lineage: Eukaryota; Metazoa; Chordata; Actinopteri; Gobiiformes; Gobiidae. The record is from the annotation of a GenBank genome assembly.
AUGAGGUCCUCCCGUCGCGGGGAAGAUGGAAAGAAGCUGUUCGUCUAUGACCGUCGCUUUCAGCACAGCAACAGAAGAGAGGAGUGGCUGGUGACGACCGAGUUGGACUUUACCGGAUUUCUCUGGACAAUUUCUGAGACAUUUUCAGUGCGACCCAAUGAAAAGUUUCUUUUGGUCACGACAGACAGGACAGUUCUGGAUAAAGACAAGUUCUCGCGGCUACAAUAUGGUGCCUGUCUGUACAUGCUGCUGACAGAGGACCAACCACUGGAGGUGCCAGCCGAGGAGCUCAUUUUUUUCACUCCACAUCAUGAUACCAUAUUGGAAAGUGGCUCAUACAAAUACUACGAAAGUGAAGGCAAAAAGGCACUGCCACAUGCUCUGGCUGAUCUGGUUGACAACUCUAUUUCGGCUACAGUCAAUAACACUGGAGAGCGAGUGAUAGAGAUUCGACUGGUUCCUGAGGAUAGCGGAAAAGCAUCACUCAUUGUUUUGGACAAUGGCUGUGGUAUGACGUCUAAACAACUCAACAACUGGGCCGUUUACAAGCUCUCCAAAUUUAAAAGGGAAAAUGGCAGAUUCACAAGUGAUCAAGGCACUUAUGCUCGACCUGGCCAUGUUUAUCGAAGUAUAAACAGCGACAUAUCCUACUUCGGAGUGGGAGGAAAACAAGCAGUUUUCUAUAUUGGAAAGAAAGUCCGGGUCAUCAGUAAAUCGAGCAGCUACCCCGAUGUGCACGAGCUUAUUUUGUCCAAAGAAUUGUUUGAGAAAAAGGAGAGGAACAAAGAGGAAACUUAUGAGACCAAUAUUCUCAAUCGUAAAUCAUGUGACUCUUCACACAUUGGCAAAGAUGAGCGUUUUCUGUGUGACCUCAUCGCUGAGGAAUUUGGGCAGCAAAGCUUCACCGCUGUUGUGAUUACGGACGUUUUGCCAGAACACAUUCGCUUUCUCAAGGAGGAGAUUGAUGUGUGGACCAGGCAGAUCGCACACAUAUAUCAUUAUUAUUUACAUGGACCCAAUGGGAAUACUCAAGGCAAUGUUUCACAAAGCAGCUAUCCAGAUUCUGAACAUACGUCCAAGGUCGACAUCCGGAUCUUGUGCAAGACCAAAAAGUAUCCCGACGUAUUUCAUCUCAGAGACAUUGGCACAGACUUGCAGAGCUUGUACGUAAAGGCAGCCGUUUCAACUUUUGAGUUUAAAGCGUGCACUAACCCUGAGGCCGGGUUGGUGGAGGGGGUAAUACGAUACCACCCCUUCCUCUACGACCGAGAGACGUACCCUGAGAACCCGGAUGUGGUCCACGAUUUGACCGAGGAAGAUAAUGAGGAUGAGCCUGAUAUGGAUCCACCCUCCAAAAAGCAAAAGAAGCCGGUCUUUGAAUGUUAUUGGAACGGACGUCUCAUUCCAUACACAACAGUGCAAGAAUUUGAUUGGUGCAGCCAGCCGCCGAAAGGAUCCCCAGUUCCCGCUGAGUGCUACAAUCGCUUCUCCGGAGUGCUCUUUACAGAUGACACAUUCAAAGUUACAGAAAAUAAAUUUACUUUCUUAGACCUGGAGCAGAAAAUGAAAAACAAAGACACAAUCUUCACUGUUGUUGUGAAGGGGCAGAAACAAAGAGCAAACCUCCAGAGGGAUUUUGUUCAGUGGCUGCAGCACUGUCAUGAAAAAUAUGACAAACAAGUAAAGUUUAUGGACUUCAAGGGCUCAACCACUCGAGAGGAUUUAGCCACAAAGAAGAACCAGACACCAUGGGCCACAUUCUCCUCAGUUGAAUGGGGUGGAAAAACGUUCAAGACUGGUGACUAUGUCAAGUCUUUAAAAACCAAUCCAAUUUACAACGGCAGAGUGAUUCGCUUCCUGUUGUUCGGAACACACGAUGAGGACAGGCCUGUGUAUGGUUGUGGAGGUCACGUAGAAAUAAGUUUGGAACCCAAAGGAUUAUAUGAAAACACAAAAAUUUUACUUCUGUCCAAACUCGACCAGAAUGCAACCGUUGAGGAAAUCAUGGCAAACAUAAAAAACGAGGAUGCAAAGCUUCCAGAUAAACUGAAGGUUGAAUGGCCAGAAGGAAACGAGUGGUUGGACAACACGACCAUCACAGCAGGAUCUGUGUUGGGACCAAUUCAGGUAAUGGUUCUGAAUAAAAAGGGAGAACACAUAUCCAAGCUGCCGGGGAAAAAACAGUCAGGCAAAAGGCUGUCAGUUCAACUCAGAUUGGUGCAUCAUGUCUCCAAUAAAGAUCGAGAACUCUUUUUACUGGAAGCUUCACAUGGCAGCACCUGGGGUUAUUGGUUCAAAGAAAUUGCUAACAUUGUUGAGCUCGGAAAGUAUACGUUGCAUUUACGUACAAUUGUGACCGAGUCAAAAGCCCUGGAAUUUGGAGGACUGAGUCUUCCAAGUUUUAAACUUCGGUUUAACAUCAAAGCGGAUGUGGCAGAUCAGUUUGAUGUAGGUAAAAUAAACUCAACUUUUCGUCUUGGAAUACCCUUCAGUAUUCCAUUGGAGUUUAAGGACAAAUAUGGACAUGUUGUUUGCGCUCCCCCACACCUGAAACCUACGCUUCAGUGCAGUGGCUUGAGUGUCACUUAUGAAAAAGUGGAAUGUCAAACCAAGAGUUCUUGUCACAUCAAAAAUGUCAAAAUAACAGGAAAACUCGAUUGUCAUGAACCAAACUGCUACAACCUCAAGGUGACGCUCCACGAUCUCACACAGCCUUCCAAAACACUGCAGAUUAAUCUACUUCCUGGCGCCCCACACUCCAUCUUUGUAACUCCUAAAGAACUUCCAAUUGAGGUGGAAAACGGCAACACUGUUAAAUUCACGGUUUUUGUCCAUGAUGAGUCGGGAAACGUCACAGCGGCGCCCAAUCUGACUGCUCGAUGCUUGGUCGCACAACACGAACCAGCCACCAUCAACUGCGUCACUGGAGUCGGAGAACAUGUGACCGCACCCAUCAAUGUGUCCCUCACCAAAGGAAAUCCACAAAAAGUUAUAAUUCGAUUCAACGUCCCUAAUCGAAGCACCAUGAAGGAAGUCACUCGCCAGCUGCUCGUAAAGCCCAGCAAACGAGUCAACUGCAUUAAGAUCUUUAAAGCCGAUGAAAGUCUGGAGCUGAAAAAUGAAGAGAAGAUCAACUGGAUGGCUGGAGCUCUGCUGGAAAACCUCACAUUCAAACUUUAUGACGAGUGCAACAGCGAGGUUCCCGUCACAGCUGCUGUGGCUUCAAAGAUCAAGGUUAACUGGAAAGGAAAGUUGAAUCAGCAAGAAUUGAUGGAAGGCAAACUCCCGGAUGUGACGGUUCCGACCAAAGUGGCGACUGUGCAGUUUUACCAAGUUUCGUAUCAAGACCAGAGUAUCUCUGUCUCCUUCACCGUCGCGCCUAUUCCAGAUGAGCCUAAACAGUUGAAAGCUUCAGUUCCACAAUGUUCUGCUAAACUUGGGGAGAUUCUUCCGGAGCGCAUAACCCUGCAGCUUGUGGACCAGUAUGAGAACGUGGUAAGGGCUCUGACGCAGUCCUGUGUGACUGAGAUGAUCGCAGAUGGGGAGGGUUUGGACAAAGAAUCCUUAAUCUUCCAUUUUGAGGAGCAGAGCUGUUCCGUUGUCGUGACUGGCGUCGGACUCAAUGUGGCCGCUGGAGUUCCUGCAAAACUUACCUUGCUCGCUGGGCAGAAGUUUUUGAAUGUUUUGAAUGGCCAAGGGAUUCCUGCACCAUUUAUCAUCCAGCUGUGUGACCAGUGGGGUAAUCCCUCCCCAGACCGGAGGGUUGUCGUGAAAUUGGCGCACUUAAAUGGGAUAAAUGUUUCUUCCAAUGUGUCAUCGCAGCCUGUGAAUGCAGAGGGGCAGGCUUCCUUCACUGUCAAAUGUGUGAGCGCGCCAAAGGGAACUUAUGAGUUGCGUUUUCAAGCACUGUUCAAAAAGGAGCCAAUCCCCGGUCCCACUGUCAAUCUCACUGUCCUUCCUGAUCCCAAUAAACCGGUCAGUUUAGACGUCCAUUAUGAAACCAAGGCCACUUUUGUCGCUGGAGAAGUAUUCCCUGUAUUUUCAGUGACUGUUCUGUCGGACGAAGGCAGCCCAAUGUUAAGCCGACAAGCCGUGUCCAUGCACUACUGGAAGGGAGAACAAUCAAACACACCUCCGAAUACAGCUGUUGAGUUCCAGUGCUCUGCACCCAAGGAGAAUGAUAAGAAGGACCGAUUUUAUUUCAGAGAAAAGCCAAUCCCUGGACGCGUCGGAACAUAUAGCAUCCAGUUCUCCCUCUGUGACCCAAAGAGCAAAACGACGUUGCGCAGUGAUCCGAUUGUUGUCAACGUCGUGGCAAACCGGCCGAUGAAGCUGGGUCCGGAGAGUCCGCCUGAAACUCAAGUCGUUUCUUGCAGCAACGACAUUGCCAAAAGAAUCUUGGUGGAGGACAUGACACUGGUGAUCAUGGAUCAGUACGACAACCCGGCUGGGCAAAAUCUAAACGGGGAUGUUCUCAUUUGUAUCAAAAACUUGGACAACAAUAGUCAAGAACCAAUUCCUUUGUUUGACGAUAAUACUAAUAACUGUUUGAUUAAGCUGGAGAAUGGAACGGCUCGUGUUUCUAAAUUGGCCAUACAGAAGAAAAGUCCUGGGAAACAUGGACUUACGUAUAGGGUCGUCUUCACUCCACAACUCGCUUCAAACAUUUCCACAAGUCUGGAAUCUUACGUUUUUGAGUUCUGUUUUUCCAACGAUGAAGAGAACCAGAAGGAGCAUAAAGCACUGCGCAGAGAAGGAGAAAGAAUCAAAGAAGCGAUUAUGUCCAUUAAAAAGAAAGACAAAAUCCAUGAAAAUUUGAUUAAAGAAUACAAAGUUAUGUUGCAAAGACUUUGUGAGCAGGAGGCGGCGAUUCAGAAUGAACUCCGAAUAAAGUGGAACAUGAACGUACCAGAGAAUAUUGAAACGCUCGACAACAUGGUGAUUACGAAGCGUCAUGAGGCCAGCAAUAUUCUGCACAGGCCCAGAAGAGCGUAUGGCAAAUCGAACGACUUCACUGGGCCAGAUGUUUUGGGAAGGGUGGGUCACUUGGCGCUCGUGUCCGAUGACUCCGCAGCCUGGGUGAUCUCGUGGCACAUCAGGGGUGACAUGGACUGCGUCAUCACCACGACAACGGCGGCUGCGCGGAGGAUCUACGACCAAACCAAAGGAAGGCAGCAAGUUAUGCCCAUCGACGCAAUCAACAACUCCUGCAGAAGACCGCUACAACCGUUACCCCACAUACGGCACGAUCGCGAACUGUUUCAGCCCACGGGACGACCAAUGUAUGCGAUCGAUGCUCUGACUUAUACUGACCCCAAAAACCAAGAACAGUGUGCGACAGUGUUUAGGAACGUCCUUGGAAACGUCAUUUUGAUUGACGACCUGGACUCGGGAAGCCUCUACAGACAGAACGCCGUGAAAUGCAACGUAAUGUGUCCCACCAUCUUGACCCGACAAGGCGAGCGGAUCAGCGGCAAGGGCAAGUUUGGGGGUGCACAGAACAGGGCCCCUCCCCCGCAUACGUUGGACAUGUUUGGGGCGCCCCUACCUGACCACUUCCACACUAUACAGCAGAUCAUAGUCCUGCUCGAGAAGUACAAAGAGAUUAUUGGAAAGAAGGAUUCGUGUGCAAAAGAUAUCGCUGAGAUCACCCCAAAGAUGAGAGAGUCUAGAGAGUCUUUGGGGAGUAUGACCCGACAGCUGCAGGAGAUUCAGACACAAAUCGACACUCCGCUUAGGCCUAAAAGAGAAUGUGAGGACGGCUGUGGUGAGAUGUCAGACACGGCUGCCAAAAGGACAAAAUUUGGGCCAUGA